This is a messenger RNA of Oldenlandia corymbosa var. corymbosa, 978 nucleotides long. Lineage: Eukaryota; Viridiplantae; Streptophyta; Magnoliopsida; Gentianales; Rubiaceae. The record is from the annotation of a GenBank genome assembly.
AUGGAGGAGGAUGUUGGUUUUCGAUUCCGACCAACUCAACAAGAGCUUCUGUGGCUUCUUGAGCGUAAGGCUUGUGGCGAAGCAAUAUCAAAGUACACAAGCACCGUUCUUGAGAAGGAGUUGUACGGACCUGAGGCUAGCAAGGAGCCAUGGAACGUUUUCUCCGACGUUCCGGAUCAGAUGUGGGAGCUCUACGAUGAAUGCGCCGGUAAGAACAGCCAUGCGAGAAGGGUUGUUUACGUUGUAACGAAAUUGUCGCAGAUGAGUGAGAAGAAGAUCAGUAGAUCGGCCGGUCGCGGAACUUGGAACGGGGAGACAACCAACAAGCCGGUCAUGGACUUACAAGGUGGUGGCAAAAUCAUAGGAUAUCAUAAACAGUUGACUUACACGGUGAAAUCCGAGGCGGCGUGCCAAGGAUCUUGGUACAUGCACGAGUAUUCGCUGUCGGAGCAAGUUUUGAAAGGACCAGAGAUUCAAAGUGCUGAUUAUGUCAUCUGUCAUGUGAUGAAUCAUAAUCAAGAUGAUUCUUCAUCGGGAGAAGUCAUGGGAUCAGCUGGAUUCCCUCAGCAAGAAAGCAGGUCGUAUUCAAGUUACAAUCAAGCUCCUGAUCCCCAAGUAGUUUAUCAGCCGGAAGAAGGAGUUCCGUUGCAAAAUAAUUGUUAUUAUAACAUUCCCAACAAUAGUACUACGGUUGAUGAAAGCAUGUGGUUAUAUUCGGGUUAUAAUCAAGGUGCUGAUCCGCAAGUAGUUGAUCAUCAGCUGGAAGAAGGAGGUCAACAACCAUGGAGUGGAACUAUAAGUAGCUGUAAUAUUACUUGUGCAGGUGCGCCACCGCCAUUGAUCGAUGACAUUAAUCAAGGGACUUAUUCUUAUUCUCAAGAAGAAAUUGAUGUCAACUCAUAUUUAGCUCCGGGGGAUGCUACUGGAAUGAUGCCAGCGUUAGUUGAUAGCAAUAACUUAUUCCAGUGCUAUAGUUGA